CAAGUGAACAAAAUCUAAUGAAUCUACCUGCACGAUGCAACUUUGUCUUCGACAUAGUUGUCACUCGCUAUGAUCUGCCCAAGUUCAAGGUGUACGAUGCCACGAAAUUGACAAUUGAGGCAAAAUUCAACUUCGACACCAUUAAGAUCACAUCGAGUCGUCACAAUGUCACCGAAUUCAACCCAAAGGCAUCCACUGAGUUCACCCAAACGGCCAAGAAACUGCGCCAAAAUCUCCAGGAAGGAGGCAUGCCGAUUGUCGUGAAGUACAAGGAUAGCGUUAUAGGCAGUGGCCAAAUCAACUUUCCCGGCACGUUUAUCGAUCAGAUACAAGAUGGCAUGACUGAUCUACUGCAUUCGGACAGCUGCAAAAUUGACUUGAAUGUCGGAACUAAAGGCACCAUCGAGAUUCUCUGUCGCCUCAUCAUCAAAUGCUUUGAUACCAAAAAAGAGGAGGAGCCAGAGUGUGGACAGAACAUUAAUAAAAGCAUCAAUCCGCGUGACAUCAUGUUCAUAAUGGGCGAAAAUCAACGCUGCACCAAACCCUGUGAUGUCUGUCCUGAUGUCAUGCCGCCGUCAGACGAUGAUGAUGAAGGUAAUAACGAUCGUCUACGCCUCGACUUGGAACGCUAUAAAAGCAUGAAUAAUCAAUGGCAUGCGCAGAAGGAUAUCAUCGAUCAACCAACCAGAAAAUCCAUUUGCUGUGAACUCAAGCAAAUGACUCAAGAGUGUGGACAGAUUGUCGACUCGGUCACGGCUCAAACGAAGGCUCGCAGCUGCACAAGUCCAGUUUCUUAUGAUCCCGUGGAUGAUUUCAUGAUAAAGCCAUCGGUUCAUAGCUGCUUUGCCUUCUUGCCAACACAACGCCAGGGCGACACCGAACCCCGUUCGAUUUCAAUGCCAAUCAGCGAUAUUGGCAAGCCCAUCAUUAAGCCCACACGCUUUUGUCCUGUUUGCCUUACGAAUAUGUCCUGGCUACCGAAAUUCGCCGCCUGUCCCAAGUGCGGCAUUAAACCAAUGCCAAUGCUAGAGGAACGACAUAAGGAUAAGCUGACUGCGGAGCAAAUACUCUUGGAUUAUCUGGGUAAACCACUCGAUUUGCUAAUCGAUGAUCCCUGUCAAACGCCUUGCAAGGAAGAAGCGCAGAAGAAGGAGAAGAAGGAGUCGAAGGCCGAAUGUCGUUGCACUUGCCAGUUUGGCAAGAUGUGUGCCCAUUGUCGCAUACGAAGAUUGUGUGGAGAUAUCUUUCAGUCCGAUAAGACGACAAAUUGUAACGUCCAAUCGCCAAAAUCAUCCGAGGACUAUUGCGCAAUCAUCGAAAAUAAGGAGCAAUGUCGACCUUAUCUAUCGCGUGUCUUUUCAGAGUUGAAGGAUCUCUACGAUAUUAAAGAAAUGAAACUGCAAGCGCCGCAGGACAAAAUAUGCGAAAAAGCCAAAUCAAUUAGGUCCUCAAAAUCAUCCAGUCGUGGAUCAUCCAAAAGUCUGAUCGAGCCAAAGAAAAUCCAAGUGAAAAUCGGUUCAGCGAAAGCAAAAACAAAGCCCGUUGUAGUUGUAAAAGCACUUGAGAGAAAAAGUCGCGACUUGGGCACAAACAUUGUGUCAAUCAGCAAACGGCGGUGUCCAAGAAUCACGGCUGGGACUGGAAAUCGAGUACGGAGUCUCGCAAGCACGGCUGGCGACCUGGCUACAUACUGAAGCCCAUCAAGCGGCUGAUGAAUUUCUUUUUGCACUACAAGCCGCAGGAAAGUGCUGAGAAAAUAUGCCAACGCAUCAAGGGGGAGGAGCUGGAAAAACGUAAGAGUCAGCAGCCCACGCUAAAUAUGUGCAAGAAGAAUGGCGAA
Drosophila nasuta is the source of this 1840-nucleotide messenger RNA. RefSeq lists its product as uncharacterized. NCBI's taxonomy places the organism in Eukaryota, Metazoa, Arthropoda, Insecta, Diptera, Drosophilidae. The transcript has 3 exons. Bases 18 to 1694 code for a protein of 558 amino acids. The record is from RefSeq and is a predicted model, not a curated record.